UAGAGGAAGCCACAUACUAUACUAUUAUUAAGACUGAGUUCCAUCUUAAAAGGUCAAUAAAGUAAGCCACAUAUAUACUAUAAGUAGAACUGUUGUUAAGAAUAGAGUUUCAUUUUUUUUAUAUGAGGAGUAGCUCAAAAUCUUAUAUUCGUAGGACUGAACUGUCUUAUACUUAUACGUGCAGCCCUUAAUUAGCUAGAAGCCCUGCUGGUAGCCUUCUUGGAAAAUGGAAAAAGAAACUAAGAGAAGAAUUGGGAUAUGGAUAUGUGUUGUAACCAUGAUCCUCGCUAUCCCCAUUAUUGUAGUCGGCAGUUGGAUGAUUUCCAGCAAUUCUUGUGUGAAGAGUAUUAAAUCCUACAAAACCCCCGGAUUCUCCAGACCCCAGACAUCCCUCGUAGGCUGGGUUGUCAUAAUUGGUGCCUUGAUGCUCGUGAGCGGUUUUUGGUGCUGCUUGACAUUCUGGCUUGAUAAAGAUAGAUAUGGGAUAACUUACAGGAUAGUGAUGGGGAUCUUAUUGCUUAUCAUGUUUGGGUUUGUCAUUGCCCUGGCGGCGUACUCCAAUUACUCAGGCUCGGCCAAGAAGGCGCCUGGUCGGGGUUACGCGGAAUACCGUUUCGGUUCAUUCUCUUCCUGGCUUCGCGAGAAGGUUAGCGAUGAGAAUGGGUGGACCGAAAUCUCAACUUGUCUUGGUAUUUCCGACGGUCCCUGCGCUGACUUGAGGCGCGCUUCUUUCUCCUCGUCUCAGCAGCUCUAUGCUGCAAAUCUCACCCCCUUACAGUCUGGAUGUUGUAUUCCUCCACAAAGUUGUAAUUUCACUUUUGUGAGUCCAUCAUGGGAUUCAUGGCCAACAAGUUGGGUAGGCAUCAACAAUCAAACAUCGGCUCUUGAUGCUGACUGUGCCAUAUUUAACAAUGAUAUAAACAAACUUUGCUUGGAUUGCCAGUCUUGCAAAGCAGGAGUACUUGUCGACAUCAGGAAGAAACUGAAAAAAACAAUUAUUGUUCUUACUUUUUUCUUUAUAUUGGAGGUUGUUGCUUAUUUUACUAUUUGUUACAUCUAGUGUCAUGAAAGUAGCUAGACUCUAGUCUUGCACCAACCCAUCGCCUAGGCGGGAACAUGUUGGAGAUAUCAAAAUUAUGUUUUUGGAUAUGUAUGAUAUAAGUAAUACUUGUAUUGUAUUUGUGUGUGUUUAUAUCUUAUAAACACACAUUAACAAGCAUUGUA
Molecule: messenger RNA, 1224 nt
Organism: Cuscuta epithymum
Lineage: Eukaryota; Viridiplantae; Streptophyta; Magnoliopsida; Solanales; Convolvulaceae
Source: the annotation of a GenBank genome assembly